UCUCAAUAUUAACCGGAACUGCAUCGUGAGUCACGUAUAAUCUUUUCCCAUCAGCGCGCUUUGGUCCUCAUUGUGAGUUCCGGAGGUUAACACAGAUGUCCGCCGCCAUUUUGAACCAGUCGGUGACCGAAGGCCGCGGGACCGAAGUAUUUUUUUUAGAAGAGGACAAGACUAGAACAUCUGUGUCAUGGAAGCCACCUCGGAAUUACAUCUAUCGCAAACAGGAUUUAUAUGGCAGUAAAAACGAGCUAACUUAUCCUUGGACAUGUGAGCCCGAUGAACCACCUUAAAUUGUAUCAAAGCAUGUCUGGCACACAUUGAAGAGAAUGACUGCUCCGACAGCGGAGGAGAGAAAGGUCUGUUGGGGAGCGAGGGACAAGUACUGGCAAUGUCUGGAUCAGACUGACGAAGAUUUUUCAGAGUGUCAGAAAUUCAGAACAGUAUUUGAAAGCAGCUGCCCACAGCAAUGGAUCAAGUAUUUUGACAAAAGAAGAGACUAUCUGAAGUACAAGGCAAGAAUGCAAAGUGGAGGAUAUCAACCUCAGGAGGGUGGUGACAAGUUAUAAUCGCCUGCCCAAAGAGACUGAACUCACUCAUCUUUUGGUGGCUGUUGAUUGGCUGCCAUGGGAUCCAAGUCCAGUAGCUGAGUACAAAAAUCUGGACACUUGGCAUUUGUUUCCAUCAGUGGUUGAGAGGUUGGGGUGGGUGGUAGUGACUGACUAUUCUUGGCAAUGGCGUCCUCUUUCUGAAAUGUUUAUGGAGUAAUUUUGCUCUCUGUUAAGAUUCCCCAGUUGAAAGUGGAGAAGGAUGGUUAUUUGGUGCAGUUGCUGUUUAUGUCAGUGUGCUUUAUAGCAAAAGCAUUUAGUUUCAGGUGGUGAUUGGAGGAAUUUUUACCCCCAUUACAUCACAGGUGUACUGCAAUAAAUGAAACUGCUGGAGACAUUGAAACAGUUGGGUAGUGUCUAUGAAGCCAGAAGAGGAUAACAUUCUUGGGUUGAUGCCAUUUCAGAAUUCCAGCUUCUUCUUUACUUUGCUUUUGUAGUUCUGCCUUCCAGAGAGAAUGAUAUUGUGAACAUCAUUUACUGUCACGUUGUGCUGUUAGCGUACUUGCCAUUUGAUUUAGUACUGAUACUAAAUGUGAUGUAAGGAAAACUGCAGCCAAAAUCAGAACAUUGUAAGUUUGCUGAAUUUAUUCACAUCUGAAUUCCAGUGACUGAGCUGCAGCCAGCCUGGUAUUAUUGCUGUCCUUUGUUUUCAUCCUUCAAAUUUGGCCUCCAUUUGCAAGGAUUAGGUUUGUGUUUUACAAAUUUGUUCACCCCUCCAAAUUGAGAUUGAUGCGCUAAAUGGUCUUUUGACUUGUGUUUUUUAUUCCCAAAAUACUAGUAAUAUUGUCCUAUUGGUAUUUAAAAAUGUCAUACUCAACACAGAUUAGUCAGAGAAUGUUUUUUAUGGUUAAUUGUUGAGAAUGUCUCCAUGUUAUACCUCUGCUCCCUCUGCUGGUGAACCAGUAUAACACAAACUGGGUUUCUCCAGCAGUGCUGGAUCAUUUGAAGCUGGACUACUUAUUUAUUUUAAGUCGCUUUGAUUUCCUCUUUAACUCAGUAUAAUGUUGAAAACAAAUCUGAAUCUGAAGUAUCACUCUCGUGGAGUCUCAGCUGCACAAGGUUUCACUUCAAUUGAAGCCCUCCAUUGGUCGGGGUUGACCAUGGAUGGUGCAUCCCAGCUGUCUAUGUGAUACACAAGCCAGGGCGGUACAAUACGGAGAGCAAGCUGUUGCCCACGCUGCAGGCUCCCCCUCUCCACGCAGCUGAUGAAUCCAAAUAAAUGGCAGAGACUGAAACAGUUUGGCACUAGCAGCGUUACAAGUUGCCAGUCUGCAUUGAGCUCAACAUAGGACUGCCUUGGGAACUCUGGAUUCAGAAUUUUUCCCUCAGGGGUUUAUUCCCGGAGCCUUCCCCAUGAGUGGGUGUAGCUGUAAGGCAGUGGAGGUUUGAGAUCAGAGUUUUCCUUCUAGAUGAGCUGCCAACCAUGACUGAUGAGCCCCACUGCUCGAAUGACUGGUUUUAAGGUAACAGUUACACACCUUUGUCUCCUUUCCUGUCAGUAGUAAUGAUUUCGCUGGGCUUAGUAGCUAAGCCACACAUGAAGGCCAGGAACUGGACUUGGUUGUCAGAGGCUAUUUGAGAUGCACAGCAUUGGGAGCAUUUAAUAGAUAGUGGGAGCUUGUCCCUGUUACCACCCCUGGCUAUAACAACCUUAAGCCGAUCACUUCAAAUGGCUGUCUUUAGAUAAUAAAAAGUAACUAACUGCUACACACAUUUGGAGGAAUGCACAUUCAUAACAUUUAAGAUGCACACUGGAGGGAACACAUCGGCACCAGGACAUUUCAGCCCAAUUAAGCAGCUGCCCCAAGAAGCCAAAGUUUCAUGGAAAUAGUUAAAAGGGAAUGAAAAAAGACAAACUCUGUUUAACUAUAGGGAACAAAUUUGAACACCUCCAAGACUACUACAGUACUAAAAAACUAUGUAUUAGUUCCUAAUAGUUAUCAACAGAGGAAAUCAUCUAGUGUACACUGCCGUGAUCUUUUGAUUGACUGUAAAUGAACAAAAUCAGUGCAGAUAAUGGACUGCCUUUAUUGCCUUUCAGCAUGAAGUAGUGUCAUAAUGCAGCAAUAAAGAAGUGGUGUUAGGGCGAUGGUUUUUAAUUUGGUCCAGUAGUGUAAUUUUUUUGGCUAAUGUCAAAUUUUUUGUGCUAUCUUGGCAAGGGUCUGAAAUUUUUUAAAAGUCAAAACAAUAAAAAUGAUCAAAAAUCACUGCUUUGAAUCGGCAGAGCAUUAGCCCAAAUUGAUAAUAUAACACAGGCACAUGCAACUGACACUAAAAAGCAUUCGCUGUAAGCACGGUGUAGUGUUUAAUGGCCACACAAGUGCACGAUUGACGCUAGUUACAAAUUGAUCGUCAACAUUCUCCUAUCCCAAUUAAGCGACUUAGUGGACCAAAUAAACAAAGCGAAUCCUGGCUAUUUUCUCGAUUAGUUUUUGUUCUUUAAGAGUUGUCCCAAAUAAGUGGGUGCCCUGAUUAACCAAAGGCCCAAUUAACUGGAAUCUGGUGUACUUAAGUAACUUCCCUCAUUGUGCUCCCACAGCAACAGUUCUUGGGGAGAAGCUCAUGGUGGAGACAGUUGUGGGACUUGAGAAGGGAAGAUUUAAUGAAUAUAUUAGUUAUUCUGUACUAAAGAGGCAGAAAAGGAUGCAAACCAACAACGUUGUAUGAUAUUUCUAAAUAUUUGCAUUAUCAGUAGUGUAUAAAAUAACUCUUUGGAAGGAUAGAAUCGGUAAUUUUUCAUGCAAAACUGGAAUGCAAGAACCAUAUGCAAGUACUUUUACACCUUCCAGAAACCCACAUUUAAUUUCUGCUCUUCCCUUUUAUAGAAAUCUAAAAAUAUCAUUGCAUAAUUAAAAUGAAAUGUAUGUGCCUGUUCUGUAAUUAAAGACCGUGUCAAAAAUGACUAUGUUGACCGGUUUCUUUUUUCCAUGGGGAAAAAACUUAGAAGAACUUCUUCUCAACUUCAGUCGAAAUAGCAGCCAGAGGAAGUCCUGACGAAGGGUUUCGGCCUGAAACGUCGACUGCACCUCUCCUAGAGAUGCUGCCUGGCCUGCUCCGUUCACCAGCAACUUUGAUGUGUGUUGGUUGAGGAAAUCUUUGU
Messenger RNA from Mobula hypostoma (lesser devil ray), 3705 nucleotides. Its product is annotated as cytochrome c oxidase assembly factor 6 homolog. Gene Ontology annotation, cellular component: mitochondrion; respiratory chain complex IV. The record is from RefSeq and is a predicted model, not a curated record. Gene Ontology annotation, biological process: respiratory chain complex IV assembly; mitochondrial ATP synthesis coupled electron transport. NCBI's taxonomy places the organism in Eukaryota, Metazoa, Chordata, Chondrichthyes, Myliobatiformes, Myliobatidae. The transcript is spliced from 4 exons. Bases 327 to 566 code for a protein of 79 amino acids.